This is a messenger RNA of Pseudonaja textilis, 1275 nucleotides long. RefSeq names its product cysteine-rich venom protein ophanin-like. NCBI's taxonomy places the organism in Eukaryota, Metazoa, Chordata, Lepidosauria, Squamata, Elapidae. Gene Ontology annotation, cellular component: extracellular region. The record is from RefSeq and is a predicted model, not a curated record.
GAAAAAAAGAUCUUGAGACAAAUCAAAACUUCUGUCUUACAAGGCUUAAGGGAUACAAUUUACUGUUGAGCACUGUGUGACUCUGAAUUGCAGGAAGCAGUGAAGGUAUAUAAACCUGGCACUGUCUGUCUCACUUCCACAAUUUUCUGAAAGCAAUAAUAAUAAGAAUAAACCUUCAGGUUUAUUCAGAACUAGAGAAAUGAUUGCCUUCAUCUUGCUAAGUCUUGCUACAGCGCUUCAGCAGUCUUUUGGAAAUGUUGAUUUUAAUUCCGAGUCAACCAGGAGACAAGAAAAACAAAAGGAGAUUGUUGACUUGCACAAUUCUUUAAGGAGAUCUGUGAGUCCAACUGCUACCAACAUGCUAAAAAUGGAAUGGUAUCCUGAAGCUGCUUCAAGUGCAGAACGUUGGGCCAAUAACUGUAGUCUUCAUCACAGUCCAAACUCUUCAAGAGUUCUUGAAGGAAUACAAUGUGGUGAAAAUCUAUACAAGUCAAGUCACCCUCAUGCAUGGAGUAGAGCAAUUCAGUCUUUGUAUGAUGAAUACAAAUAUUUAACCUAUGACAUUGGAGCAAACCCACCAGGUUCCCUUAUUGGCCCUUAUACUCAGAUAGUUUGGUACAACAGUUACCGUAUUGGUUGUGCUGUUAACUAUUGUCCUUCAUCUGCAUACAACUACUUCUAUGUUUGUCAGUACUGCCCAUUAGGGAACAUCAAAGGUUCAAUUGCUACUCCAUAUAAAUCAGGACCACCUUGUGCGGACUGUCCUUUGGCUUGUGACAACGGACUAUGCACAAAUCCUUGCAAAUAUGUAGAUAGCUUCUGGAACUGCGAAUCUCUUGUGAACAGAACUGGAUGCCAUAUUGGAUUGAUCAGGACACAUUGUCCUGCUACUUGCUUCUGCCAGAAUAAAAUAAUAUAGCCGAUCUCUCAUUCAAUAUUUGUUAUCUCUGCCAGAAAAAUCUAAAUUCCUAUUAAAAUCACAGCAUCUUUUAGUAUCAGCAAAUUCUUAUGUGACAUUUGAUUUCAUAUACCUUGCAUGAGGGUCUUAUGAAUGCCUAAGGGAAACGUAAGCAGGAGUACAGGUGAGGGAUGAAAACUGUAAGUUCAAAGGGCCAUAGGAACAAUCACAGGCCUGCGUAACAUCCAAAAAAUGCCACACUGUAAGCUCGAUUAAAAGCAAACACUGAAGGCCUGAAAAUAAGAUCAUCAAAAUUCUUUGUAAUCCAACUAUACCACAAGCAUUUCUUAAAUGCUUUUACUAAAUCUAAUCUAGAA